CCCGGUUCCGGUUCUCGAUAAUUCUUGUUUGACGAGUUUCGCGAAUGUUGUGUGAAAAUCACCGCUCAAAAAAGUAUAUAUAGAAACAAUGAUACUGCUUACAAAUACGAUAAAAUAUAAAUUACUGCCAGUAUUUCGGCAGCGAGUGACAGUCAGUUCUUCGUUUCGUAAAUAUUACCGUUUAGGCGAUCGUCAAGAUUUGGUGUCAACGAACAGGUUUUUGGUUUCAUCAGCCUCGAGGACUUCACAUUUCGGAAGAUUCAGUGAAACUGUACGAGAAUAUCGACAAAGUACAGCUAUUAUUUCGAUGAGGACAUUCUCCACCAAAAAAUCCUCCGACAAAGGUUCAUCAAGUUCAAAUGGAGACGGAGAACAGACAGACGAAUAUCCAACAUCUUUACCAGCAACCGUGGUUGUUCCAGAAGUUUGGCCUCACGUUCCAGUUGUAGCAAUAAAUAGGAAUCCGGUUUUUCCUCGAUUUAUAAAACUUAUAGAGCUAACGAAUCCCAUUCUCAUUGAUUUGAUUCGGCGGAAAGUGAAAUUAAAUCAGCCCUACAUUGGAAUAUUCUUAAAGAAAAACGAAGAAAAUGAAUCGGAAGUUGUUCAGAAUGUAAAUGAUGUUUACCCAAUUGGAACCUUCGCACAAAUCCACGAAGCACAAGAUUUAGGCGAUCGUUUAAAACUGGUUGUAAUGGCCCACAGACGAAUUAAAAUUAUAGGCCAGAUUCUAGAGGAUCUUCCUGUGAAACUCGCCGAGAUGAAAUUGACGUUUCCUCUAUUAAACACGACAAUUAACGUCCCUGUAGACGAUACGCUAUCUGGUGGUAAAAAAGCACGUAGGGCUUUUCUACGUAAAAAGGCAGAACAAAAACCCGAAGCAUCUAUGGAAAACGUUGAAAAGACUGAAGGCACUGAGCCGGCUGAAACAAGUACUUUAGAAAUGCCUAACGUAGAAGAAAAAACUGCUGAGGACGUACAGAAAACUAGUUCUCAGUCUUCAGAAUCGUCUACGCAACCGUUAUUGAUGGCCGAGGUUGUGAAUGUUACACACGAAAAGUUUCGGCAAACCGAAGAAAUAAAGGCUUUAACCCAAGAAUUAAUCAAGACGAUUAGAGAUAUAAUUGGCAUGAAUCCAUUGUAUCGUGAAUCCUUGCAGCAAAUGUUGCAUCAGGGUCAAAGAGUUGUCGACAAUCCGGUUUAUCUUAGCGAUUUAGGAGCGGCAUUAACAGGAGCUGAUGCACAGGAACUUCAGCAGGUUCUAGAAGAAAUGGACAUUUCGAAAAGAUUACGAUUGUCCUUGGCGCUUUUAAAGAAGGAGUACGAGUUGAGUAAACUUCAACAAAAAAUUGGAAGGGAAGUGGAGGAAAAAGUGAAGCAGCAACACAGAAAGUAUAUUCUCCAUGAGCAAUUGAAAGUGAUAAAAAAGGAAUUGGGACUCGAGAAGGAUGAUAAGGAUGCCAUUGAGGAAAAGUAUAGAGAGAAAAUUAGACAGAAGGUUGUUCCAAAACCAGUUAUGGAUGUUUUGGAAGAAGAAUUAAAUAAACUAGGUUUCUUAGAAAGUCACAGCAGUGAAUUUAAUGUUACGAGAAAUUAUCUGGACUGGCUGACUUCCAUGCCAUGGGGCAUGACGAGUCCAGAAAAUCUAAAUCUUCAGCAGGCUGAUGAAAUUUUGGAGAAGGAUCAUUACGGAAUGGAAGAUAUCAAAAAGCGAAUUCUUGAAUUCAUUGCUGUUAGUCAACUGAAGGGAACGACACAAGGAAAAAUUUUAUGCUUUCAUGGACCACCUGGAGUCGGAAAGACGUCGAUUGCGAGAUCGAUUGCAAGGGCAUUGAACAGAGAAUAUUUCCGAUUCAGUGUCGGGGGCAUGACGGACGUUGCUGAAAUCAAAGGACACAGGCGAACUUACGUAGGUGCCAUGCCUGGUAAAGUGAUACAAUGUCUUAAAAAAACAAAGACAGAAAAUCCUUUAAUCCUUAUCGACGAGGUAGACAAGAUAGGAAAAGGUCACCAAGGAGAUCCAGCAUCGGCCCUCUUGGAAAUGUUGGACCCAGAACAAAAUGCAAACUUCUUAGACCAUUACCUCGACGUGGCCGUUGAUUUAUCAAAAGUCCUAUUUAUUUGUACAGCGAAUGUAGUUGACACAAUUCCAGAACCUCUCAGAGACCGAAUGGAAAUGAUUGACAUGUCGGGUUACGUUGCCGAAGAAAAACUUGCUAUAGCAAAACAAUACUUAGUUCCCCAAGCUAUGAAAGAAUCGGGUCUCACUACCGAGCAGAUAAUAAUUCAUGACGAGGCUCUACAUUCGUUGAUAAAGUCCUACUGCCGUGAAUCUGGGGUCAGAAAUCUGCAGAAACAUAUAGAGAAAGUUCACAGGAAAGUUGCGUUCAAAGUUGUGAAGAAGGAGGCAGACAAGAUAGAUGUUGUGGCUGAUAAUUUGCAAGAUUUUGUAGGGAAGCCAACGUUUACCCACGAUCGAAUGUACGAAAUUACGCCUCCCGGUGUUGUAAUGGGACUUGCGUGGACGGCAAUGGGAGGCUCGACUCUCUUUAUAGAAACGACCUUGAGGAAACCGGUAGAAAUUUCCAAGAAGAGCGAAGGUACUCUGGAAUUCACUGGACAUCUUGGAGAUGUCAUGAAGGAGUCGAUUAAAAUUGCUAGGACAGUGGCAAGAAACUUUUUGAGAAAAAUUGACCCCUCGAAUGAGUUCUUAUAUGACGCGCAUCUUCAUUUACAUGUACCAGAGGGCGCCACUCCUAAAGAUGGACCUAGUGCUGGAACCACUAUUGCAACUGCUUUUAUGUCUCUGGCCAAAAAUCAGGCGAUCAGGCAGGAUGUUGCGAUGACAGGAGAACUUAGUUUGAUGGGAAAAGUCCUCCCGGUUGGAGGUAUCAAGGAAAAGACGAUUGCUGCCAAGAGAGCUGGAAUCACGUGUAUAAUUUUACCUGAGGAGAAUAAAAAGGACUUCAAUGACCUUCCAAAAUACAUUACAGAUGGAUUGGAAGUCCACUUUGUCUCCAAAAUCGAUGAUAUUUACAGGAUAUGUUUUUUGGAGGAUGGUAAUGUAAAGCCUCUCGGUACAAACACAUUUCAUGUAGCUUCCCAAAUUCCAUCAACUCAACAAGCAUCUUUUCUUCCAAGAGAAGAUAGUACCUGAGAGUAAAAAAGAUCCUUAACCAACGUGUAAUGCUGCUUCGAGUAUCAGUUUUCCUUCACUUAAUUAAAACCUUUUUGUAUCGUUUAAUUAGUCCUAAGGAAAAACUUUAAUUAUUUAAAAAUUUUUGUAUGUACUUAUUUCGACGCGUGCAAGAAUCUUUUUAUACUUAACGGUAUUAAAGUCGAUUGAUAAUAAAGUUUAUUGUAAGCGCAAAGUCCAUUAGAUCGCAGAAAUUCCUAUCUAUUCGUUUGAAAUCUCUAGAGCAAGUCAACAAGUUUGAAGAGGACGACCUCUUCGUAUUUUUGACUUUAUUCGUUCAAAGAUUCCAGAUGAAUAUCGAGAUAUUCUGGACGAAUAGACAAGGUCUAAUUAAAAGUAAGAAAUUUAGGCGACAUUUUUGUAUGGAAAAGGACAUUUUAAUCCAUGCAUUUUCAACACGCAUUUGAGAUUUUUUUUAUUUGAAAAGAAUUAAGAAUGAUUGAAAUUGUGUAUAGAAAGUUAGCUUACAUAGCGAUGGAAGCGUUGAGGAACUUUACGUACGUCAGAGUUGAAUCUUUGAUAAGAUUGCUACAAUGUAAAUAUGUAUAGAGUUUGAUGUUGACUGGAGUUAUUGCUACAGAGUCAAAUAAAAAAAUAUGUAGAUUUUUU
Messenger RNA from Belonocnema kinseyi, 3802 nucleotides. It is a transcript of the gene Lon, whose product is annotated as lon protease homolog, mitochondrial. Gene Ontology annotation, molecular function: single-stranded DNA binding; serine-type endopeptidase activity; ATP binding. Gene Ontology annotation, cellular component: mitochondrial matrix. Gene Ontology annotation, biological process: protein catabolic process; mitochondrion organization; chaperone-mediated protein complex assembly. Bases 89 to 3154 code for a protein of 1021 amino acids. NCBI's taxonomy places the organism in Eukaryota, Metazoa, Arthropoda, Insecta, Hymenoptera, Cynipidae. The transcript has 10 exons. The record is from RefSeq and is a predicted model, not a curated record.